This is a messenger RNA of Chinchilla lanigera (long-tailed chinchilla), 939 nucleotides long. RefSeq names its product olfactory receptor 7C1-like. The record is from RefSeq and is a predicted model, not a curated record. Gene Ontology annotation, molecular function: G protein-coupled receptor activity; olfactory receptor activity. The transcript has a single exon. Gene Ontology annotation, cellular component: membrane. NCBI's taxonomy places the organism in Eukaryota, Metazoa, Chordata, Mammalia, Rodentia, Chinchillidae. The coding region runs from base 1 to 939 and encodes 312 amino acids. Gene Ontology annotation, biological process: G protein-coupled receptor signaling pathway.
AUGGAACUGGAAAACCACACAGAGAUUCCAGUAUUUCUCCUACUGGGACUUUCUGAGAAUCCAGAAACUCAAUCUGUGUUGUUUGGCCUGUUUUUGUUGUUGUACCUGGUGACCAUCUUUGGGAACCUGCUCAUCAUCCUGGCCAUUCUCACAGACUCCCACUUGCACACACCCAUGUACUUCUUCCUUUCCAACCUGUCCUUUUCUGACAUAUGUUUCACCUCUACCACUGUCCCGAAGAUGUUGCUGAAUAUCCAGACACAAAACAAAGUCAUCACCUAUGCAGGCUGCAUCACCCAAAUGUACUUUUUCACAGUUUUUGGUCUUUUGGACAAUUUACUUCUGACUGUCAUGGCCUAUGACCGCUUUGUGGCCAUUUGUCACCCCCUGCACUAUCCUGUCCUAAUGGAUACCAGGCUCUGUGCCCAGUUACUACUCCUGACUUGGCUCCUCAGUGGGCUGGGAGCCCUACCUGAGAGUAUGACUGCCCUGCGCCUCUCUUUCUGUGCUGUUGUGGAAAUCCCACACUAUUUCUGUGAACUCCCUGAGAUCCUCAAGCUCGCCUGCUCUGACACCUUCAUGAACAGUAUCGUGUUAUAUACUGUGACAGGGGUCAUGGGAUUUUUUCCUCUUGCUGGGAUACUUUUCUCCUAUUCUCAAAUUGUGGCUUCUAUCCUGCAGAUCUCAACCAAAGGAGGGAAGUAUAAAGCAUUUUCCACCUGUGGUUCGCACCUCUCAGUUGUCUGCUUGUUCUACGGAACAUGCUUGGGGGUCUACCUCAGCUCCACAUGGACACAUGCCUCUUUGACAGGGGUAUUUGCCUCUGUCUUGUACACUGUGGUCACUCCCAUGAUGAACCCCUUCAUCUAUAGUCUGAGGAACAGGGACAUGAAGAGGGCUCUGAGAAUUCUUUUAUGUGGUCUGAUGUAUUCAAAGUGA